Dunckerocampus dactyliophorus (ringed pipefish) is the source of this 6131-nucleotide messenger RNA. It is a transcript of the gene dlg3, whose product is annotated as discs, large homolog 3 (Drosophila). Lineage: Eukaryota; Metazoa; Chordata; Actinopteri; Syngnathiformes; Syngnathidae. The coding region runs from base 836 to 3670 and encodes 944 amino acids. The record is from RefSeq and is a predicted model, not a curated record. Gene Ontology annotation, biological process: chemical synaptic transmission. Gene Ontology annotation, molecular function: kinase binding. Gene Ontology annotation, cellular component: postsynaptic density membrane; neuromuscular junction; neuron projection. The transcript has 21 exons.
UCUAGGGCAAGCUGGCUGAGAGGCGAUCACAGCUCAGCUCCUCUCUGCAGGCUGGGAGACGAGGCGGCACUACAACCCUUUUCAACGCGGGAGGAGAACAAACUUGACAUUUUUGAGCCGGGCGGAAGAUAACGACAACUGAAGCGCAAAGAUUUUCCAUCGGAGGACACCAUUUAUUUAUACAUAUUGUUUGUAUAUCUAUAUAUAUUUGUACACACGCUUAUAGAUAUUUAUAUACAUAUAUAUACAGUCUAUAGAUACAAUUAUACUUGUACAUAUCUGUAUUUGUGCUUGUCUGUUUAUAUUAAUAUUUUUAUAUGUAUUUGUGUGUGUAAAUAUAUAUAAUAUAUAAGCAAGACAUAUACAUCCAUAUAUAUAUAUAUCUAUAUCUAUCUAUAUAUAUAUAUAUAUACAUAUAUAUAUAUAUAUAUAUAUAUAUAUAUAUAUAUAUGAAUUUCUAUGUGCAUCACUGUGAAGCAAGAGGAUUCUCAUCUCAUCAGGGCUGGUCUCUGAUUGUGUGAUCAUAUAUUUUGAAUAUUUGAUCUUCUACGUCAAGAGGACAAAGACGACGUGCCCAUUUUGUAUUUUUGUUUUGCUGUUGCUGCAUCCCGUCUCUCCCGCUCCAUUUUUUUCCCUCCCAGAGACGAGUGAAUCAGAGAGCAGGAUUUGACACGAAAAAAAAGAGAAGAAAAAGGAAAGGGGGGGGGGGAGAAAUCGGUCGAAAUUCCUGUGAUCGGCGUAGUUUCCGCCGGCACCCGCGCGCCGUUAGCACCGCCGCAGCGCGCCGUGCGACAUCCGAGGAGGAGACCGAGAGUGCCACGCCGCCCCAGCCAGCAUGCACAAACACCACCACUGCUGCAAGUGCCCAGAAUGUUAUGAGGUCACCCGCAUGGCGGCCCUGCGCAGGAUGGACGCCCCGUCGUACGGAGGAGACUGGCAGGCCGAGCCCUAUGGAUACCCGCCCGGGUACGGAGGGGGCCAAACCUUGCCUGCUCCGGCCUCAGGGGGAGGAGGGAACAUGGGAGGAGGAGGAGGCGGAGGAGGGGGAACCUUAGGCAGAAGUAAGGGCAAGAUGAUGUCUGGCGGGGGUCCUGGAGGCCCCAAUCCAAAGGGCCAAUCCAAAGGCGGGCCCAAAGUGAACGGCAACAACUCAAGUGGACAAGGAGGAUGGUGGCCUGAGUGCACCUGCACCAAUCGGGAGUGGUAUGACCAGGCCAACCCUCCCCCCAUCAUUGUCAACGCAGACUCACUAGAUGCAGGCCCUUAUGUGAACGGCAGUGAUGGGAUGUACAAGUAUGAGGAGAUCAUCUUAGAGAGGGGGAACUCCGGCCUGGGCUUCAGCAUCGCAGGAGGGAUCGAUAACCCCCACAUUCCCGAUGAUCCGGGGAUCUUCAUCACCAAGAUUAUUCCUGGGGGAGCGGCUGCCAUGGAUGGAAGGCUUGGGGUGAACGACUGCGUCCUGCGCGUGAACGACGUGGACGUGUCCGAGGUGGUUCACAGCAGGGCGGUGGAGGCCCUGAAGGAGGCGGGGCCAGUGGUGCGCCUGCUGGUGAGGCGGAGGCAGGCCCCACCUGAGACCAUCCUGGAGGUCAACCUGCUCAAAGGGCCCAAAGGACUGGGGUUCAGCAUUGCCGGAGGGAUUGGCAAUCAGCACAUCCCAGGAGACAACAGCAUCUACAUCACCAAGAUCAUCGAAGGAGGAGCUGCCCAGAAAGACGGACGGCUGCAGACCGGAGACCGCCUGCUAGCUGUGAACAACAUUGUGCUUCAGGAUGUGCGUCACGAGGAGGCGGUGGCGGCGCUGAAGAACACCUCGGACAUGGUUUACCUCAAGGUGGCCAAGCCAGGGCCUGUGCAUCUCAAUGACAUGUACGCCCCACCGGACUAUUCCAGCAGCCUGGCCCUCCCCCCAGCCUUCCCCACCAUGGACAACCACGUCAGCCACAACUACAUGGGCGCCAUGGAACCCAAGCCGGCUUACCCGCCUCCCCAGGUCACCCCGUCCAGGUAUUCGCCAGUGCCCCGCCACAUGCUGGGGGAGGAAGACUUCACAAGCCGGGCUGAGCCAAUUUACAGUGUCAUCCACAAACCUGGGGACGGCAAGGUGCCCCAGGCUCUCUUCAGAGGCUUCUGUCCUUCCCCUGCACCCUUGUGCCAAGCUCCGCUACUCCCCCUCUCUGGCAGGGAGCCAAGGAAGGUGCUGCUGCACAAGGGCUCCACAGGGCUGGGCUUCAACAUCGUGGGCGGAGAGGAUGGCGAGGGCAUCUUCGUCUCCUUCAUCCUGGCUGGAGGGCCGGCUGACCUGAGCGGCGAGCUGCGGAGAGGAGACCGGAUUUUGUCUGUGAAUGGCGUCAAUCUAAGGAAUGCGACACACGAGCAAGCAGCUGCGGCCCUGAAGAGAGCCGGACAGACCGUCACCAUCAUUGCUCAGUACAGGCCUGAAGAGUACAGCCGCUUUGAGUCCAAGAUCCACGACUUGAGGGAGCAGAUGAUGAACAGCAGCAUGAGCUCAGGGUCCGGCUCCCUGCGCACCAGCGAGAAACGUUCCCUCUAUGUCAGAGCUUUAUUCGACUACGACCGGACGAGGGACAGCUGCCUGCCCAGCCAGGGUCUCAGCUUCUCUUACGGCGACAUCCUCCAUGUCAUAAAUGCGUCAGAUGACGAGUGGUGGCAGGCGAGGCUGGUGACGCCUCACGGGGAGAGCGAGCAGAUUGGGGUUAUUCCCAGCAAGAAAAGGGUGGAGAAAAAAGAGCGGGCCAGGUUAAAAACAGUCAAGUUCCACGCCCGGACAGGCAUGAUUGAGUCAAAUAGGCAGCCAGUCAAAGUAAAGCGCAAAAAAAGCUUCAACCUGUCGCGAAAGUUCCCGUUUUACAAGAGCAAGGAGAAUAUUGUGCAGGAGUUGGUGGAGUCUGAACAAUGCCUGACAUCCAACACGAGUGACAGUGAAAGCAGUUCAAAGGGCCAGGAAGACACAAUCCUCUCCUAUGAGCCCGUCAUUCGACAGGAAAUCCACUACACCAGACCUGUGAUCAUUCUGGGCCCCAUGAAGGACCGAGUGAACGACGACCUCAUCUCCGAAUUCCCUCACAAGUUUGGCUCCUGCGUACCUCGUGAGUUGGCGACCCCCGUCUUCACACGACGGCCUGGCGACACAGAAAGCCAACCCGCCGGACGUUUUCUUUCCACAGACACGACUCGUCCGAGGCGAGAGAACGAGAUGGACGGUCAGGACUACCACUUUGUGGGCUCGCGGGAGCAAAUGGAGAAAGACAUCCAAGAUAACAAGUUUAUCGAGGCGGGCCAGUUCAAUGAGAAUCUGUACGGGACCAGCAUCCUGUCUGUCAGAACUGUGGCUGAGAGGGGGAAGCACUGCAUCCUGGACGUGUCGGGCAACGCCAUCAAACGACUGCAGCAAGCACAACUUUACCCCAUCGCCAUCUUUAUCAAACCAAAAUCCAUCGAAGCCCUCAUGGAAAUGAACAAGAGGCAGACGUACGAGCAGGCCAAUAAAGUCUUUGACAAGGCGGUCAAGCUGGAGCAAGACUUUGGAGAGUUUUUCACAGCUAUUGUACAGGGUGAUUCGCUAGAGGAGAUCUACAACAAAAUCAAGCUCAUCAUUGAAGAGCAGUCUGGUCCAUACAUCUGGAUCCCCUCCCCAGAGAAGCUCUGAGCUGCCCAUCAUCGGUGCAAAAGUUCCCCACCUGCCUCCCAGAGAAUACCCACCCAACCGCCCACAACCUCCCCCCAAAAUCCCUACAUCUUCACCCCUUUUUACAGCUAUGUUUCAUAUAAAGUUUUAGUGUCAUCAUUAUGUUACUCUCUAAAUGAAAAAGAAGUCUUAUCACCAUGAAUUACUGUGACUGUGCGUGCACACACACACACACACACACGCACACACCCCCUGCAUGAGUUUACUCAAACCCAUCCAUUGAAGACUGGAAAUGCCAUUCUGGAGGAGUCAUUUGUCAUAAUAGUAACAAUAAUGAAAAAAAUCAAAAGGGAAAACUAAAGGAGCUCCUUUUUGUGAACUGGGACUGACUGAAGAUCAGAAUGUUUCCACACAAACCAGGAGGAGAGGAGAGGAGAGGAGAGGAGAGAGUCGCAGGGGGGAACAGACAAAAUCACAUCUAGUUGGAACACUUUGUAAAUGUUCAUCCAAUCACGUUUAAAAGACAGAUGAUUUUUGUUUUGUUUUUUCUUUUUCCAAAAGUGACUGGAUGAAAUAAAAUGGAGCCCUGCUGACGGUACUCUUGUUUCUAAUGGCUGAUGGGAAAUGGAAUCUAUUUAUCACUUUGGUCAGCAGCCAUUAAGUUGGGAACAAAUGAUCAAUCCCUACAUUUAUAUUAUCAAAUCACAAGAUGAAUAAAAUCCUGAUGAGAUUUUACUAUAUUAUAUUAUAUAUAUAUAUAUAUUCAGUAUAUAUUGAAAGGCAAAAACGCUACAGUUUUACACUUCACUUGACUCAUCCAUUUUUGGAGGGCUGUUAGAUUUCACUUUUAGUUUCUUCUCAUUUCUUUGGCAAUUUGAAUUUUUCUUUUGUGCAAAGAAGGCUGGCUGGGGGGGGGAGUAGAGACAUGUAAGUGGGUUCUGCAAAACACCAAACUGCCUUACAUCAAAUACUAUAAUGACCUUUUGGGACCACAACACAAAGUAGUCCCCAAUCAUUUGACUGACUUUUUUGAAGCACGACAAGAAUCCAUUCAUCUAUUUAGCGCCCCCCAACCCCCAAUUAGCUGCAGACCACCCGCUUACACGCUCUGCCUUCCUUCCGGAGGGGUUGGUUUCUUUCUUUCAUGGUACUGUCCUAGCUGCUGCCAACAUGGCGACCUUAUCACAAGUAGAACCACACCAUAAUUGUAUUGGAUGUCAUGACAAUUAAAACUAACAAAAAAGAGCCGAAACAAGCUGUUUUUGGAUUGUCCCACCCCCACAGCCUCCACACCCCAAUUCUUCCCACCAAAAACACUAACAUAAAUGUACGCCUGAGAGGGUCCCUGAAUGCAGCACAACUUUUUUUCUUCUUUUUUUUUUACCGCUAAACGUGAAGGAUUUUGUUUUUCCUGUCCUUCCUCAGAGCCAACUGGAAGUGCCAACAUAGACCUCUGGGUCUACCCGUUACCCCCACCCCCUCCCCUGGCAGACGACCACUGCUACACCAGCUGUCAUCACCUGUGUCAACGCCCCCACCUCCCCGCCCCGACGACGAGUUCAGGGAAAAACUGAAGGGAACACAGCCAUUAAAAAAACAAACUUUGCAGACUGUUUCAGAGGGUGUGGUAGCUGUACAAUGUAAAUAAGCCCCGCCCCCCUCUUCCUCCAGCAGAUAUACCCCGGCUGCUAACCCCGCCCCCUCCUCACCUGUGCUUCGUGCAUGUGUGAUUCAAACUGGGACAAAAAAAAGUUUUAUAGCCCACAAAUGUCAGGUAAGUCGAGUUGAAAGCUAUCAUUUCCAUACUUAAAAAAAUAAAAUAAAAAAGAUGUGCUGUAUUGUUGCUAUUUCUCUUCAGAUGCCUAUGGGAACUAGUCAGGGGAGGGGAGGAGCCAAGCGGAGCCCCGCCCCCUCCUGCCCCUCACUUAUGGGGCGUGUCCACAUGUGAUAACUUGUGGGUGUACAGAAUGAGCGUCUAAUUGUAAAAUAAGCGGGAUUUUAAAAAAAGCGAAGCCACAUGAUGGACUGGUUUGUGAAAGCGUUGCUGACUGUUAAAAAGACGACGUGUGCGGUACUCAUCAUACCUCAGUCAGCCGUGUCUGAGCCCAAAGACUCCACUUUCAUGGCGCCUGUGUGUGUUUAUCACUGAUGACAACAUUAUAUGACUCUUUUGGUUGGGUUCAGGGUUCUUGUUUGUUGCUAUUACAGUAUUUCUAUUUUGUUCUGGUGGGGAGGGGUGAUGUUUGUGUUUCUGGCACAUGUGUGCAGUAAGUGCUUGCAAACACCAACCCUUCUGAUUGUACAGUCCUUUCCUUCCUAUCAGCCUAUCAGGACGCUCGGCCUCAUUGGUCUUCCCUGUCCUAAAUCAUGAGCGGAACGCGGUCCUGCUACAUUUUUUUUUCUUUUUUGGGGGAGGGAGGCUUUAUUCUGGGGGACUUGACAAGAGUUUAUUUGUUUGAAAAUAAAAUAUGUGACUCGGUUA